Dreissena polymorpha is the source of this 1062-nucleotide messenger RNA. RefSeq lists its product as uncharacterized. NCBI's taxonomy places the organism in Eukaryota, Metazoa, Mollusca, Bivalvia, Myida, Dreissenidae. The record is from RefSeq and is a predicted model, not a curated record. The coding region runs from base 19 to 915 and encodes 298 amino acids. The transcript has 6 exons.
UCCAACCGCAGCCCCAAGAUGAUGAAUAUCGCAGUACUCGUAAGCCUCUGCGUUGCCGGCGCUCUAGCCAUUCCUAACGGUGGUAAGAAAUACGGAGGAUAUGGCGGUGGACUCGGGGGUUACGGAGGUGGAGGAUACGGAGGUUUUGGCGGUUCCGGUUUCGGCGGUGGAUUCGGCUCUUAUGGCGGUGGAUACGGAGGCAAGAAAUACGGAGGAUAUGGCGGUGGACUAGGAGGUUACGGUGGUGGAGGGUACGGAGGUUUUGGCGGUUCCGGUUUCGGCGGUGGAUUCGGCUCUUAUGGCGGUGGAUACGGAGGCAAGAAAUACGGUGGAUAUGGCGGUGGAUUCGGAGGUUACGGUGGUGGAGGAUACGGAGGUUUUGGCGGUUCCGGUUUCGGCGGUGGAUUCGGCUCUUAUGGCGGUGGAUACGGAGGCAAGAAAUACGGUGGAUAUGGCGGUGGACUCGGAGGUUACGGUGGUGGAGGAUACGGAGGUUUUGGCGGUUCCGGUUUCGGCGGUGGAUUCGGCUCUUAUGGCGGUGGAUACGGAGGCAAGAAAUACGGAGGAUAUGGCGGUGGACUAGGAGGUUACGGUGGUGGAGGGUACGGAGGUUUUGGCGGUUCCGGUUUCGGCGGUGGAUUCGGCUCUUAUGGCGGUGGAUACGGAGGCAAGAAAUACGGAGGAUAUGGCGGUGGACUCGGGGGUUACGGUGGUGGAGGAUACGGAGGUUUUGGCGGUUCCGGUUUCGGCGGUGGAUUCGGCUCUUAUGGCGGUGGAUACGGAGGCAAGAAAUACGGAGGAUAUGGCGGUGGAUUCGGAGGUUACGGUGGUGGAGGAUACGGAGGUUUUGGCGGUUCCGGUUUCGGCGGUGGAUUCGGCUCUUAUGGCGGUGGAUACGGAGGCAAGAAAUACUGAGGAUAUGGCGGUGGAUUCGGAGGUUAAGGAGGAAAGAAAACGACGGACUGACCAGAUAUGCCCCACAGUGCUUUAUCACUGAAUGCAUGACCCUUAUUACGUGUUAUUGUUGCAUUAGCAUGUAUUUAAUAUAAUCUUUGCAUUGAA